GGGAACCUCUCCUGAGGCACAAUAUAUGGACGCCGGAUUUCCCGCUCUAACUGCUGAUCCAAUUAGCUGCCACCACUGGAUCUUUUCUGCCCAGCAACCGAACAUCAGUCUGGAGAAUCUGCCCAGCAACAACUGGGUGGGGAGGAGAUGACUGUGUAAGGAGGAGUCGGGGUCUUGGAUAAAUAGGAAAGGGAUUGCAGCCCAUGACAUCCACUGACUCCAUCUCCAGCCGCCAUGAUCUUCAUCCUCGGCCUGUUCCUGCUGAGUGUCUCUGCUGUUACUGCAGAUCUCCAAUGUCUAUUGAUGCCUGGAAAACUAAGACAGAUCGAUGCCGGUGCGGGACAAGUGUACGGAGUCAAUGACAAAGGAAACAUCUUCAAGAUGGUCAAUAACAACUGGCAGCAAGUUUCCGGGCUGCUCACUCAUGUGUCGGUCGGUCCUGCUGGAGUCUGGGGGGUCUAUAAGGACAAUAGAGUCUACAAACUGCAGGACAACAAGUGGAAGCUUGUGACAGGUUACCUGAAGCAGGUGGAUGCCGGUGGUGAUAAGUUCCUGGCUGGAGUGAACGCCCAGGAUAAUAUCUUUUGCUUGAUGCAGAAUUGUACAGUCUCAAGGUCUUCCCUUGUGACAUUCCUACCUCUUGAUGGCGCUCUGAAGUAUUACAGCUGUGGACCAUUUGGUUGCUGGGGAGUCAACAACGUUGAUGAUAUCUUUUACCGUCAGGAUGUGAGCCCCAAUACCUGCCAGGGAUCUAAAUGGCAACAGGUGGACGGCAAACUGAUCAUGGUGGAGGUCGGCACAGAUGGCUCAGUCUAUGGUGUCAAUUCAGUCGGAGAGGCGUUCAAGAGGGACGGGAUCUGUGCCCAGAAUGUCACUGGUACAGCAUGGACCCGCCUGGAUUUCUGCGCCACCUUCAGUCAUGUGACUUAUGAUGCCGGGUUCCUGUGGCUUCUGUCUGACAAUGACGACGUUUACAAAUGUUACGAGGAAUAGGGGGAAUGCUUCAAUGUUUCCAUAUGUUUAAAGGGGUUAUCCAGGGAAAAACUUUUUUUUAUAUAUAUCAACUGGCUCCAGAAAG
Molecule: messenger RNA, 1078 nt
Organism: Hyla sarda
Lineage: Eukaryota; Metazoa; Chordata; Amphibia; Anura; Hylidae
Product: fish-egg lectin-like
Exons: 5
Coding region: 235-993 (252 amino acids)
Source: RefSeq, a predicted model, not a curated record